CUCUCUCUUUCUCUCUCUUUUGCCUCUCUUUCUCUGCAGCUGCAGUGAGCUGGUUCCGGUAUAUCUGGAGGUGUCCAUAUCGAUCGGCCUACUUAUAGUCGCCAUAUUGUGUCCUAUAUGCGGGGCACACAUACACGCUUAUAUAUACAUAUUUACAUACAUACUAAGCACAACAUACAAAAGGUGCCGCAUACAACGUCGAUGCUCCAAGGUUCCCAAUUGUGGUUGUGGCUGUUGUUUCGUUAUCGCCUCGCACAACUUUUGCAAAUGACGUCAAAUGUUUCGGUGUGAGGAGCACAGCAGUAAUAUACAGACAGAGAGGAAGAUAGGGGCGAGAGACGGCGGGAAGCAGAGCAAAAGAAAUUUCAGUAUACAGUGAUCGUUCGCUAAUAAAGGAAACUUCCGCUAAUUACAAUUGUUCCCAAAAUAGAAACGUAAUUUCAAAUAAGUGCGCCAUGCAUAGAUAAAGACAUUUUCCAUACAAUUUAUAGACAUUGUAUGUGGUAUAUAUAGGUAAUAUCCCUAUCAGUAGUAAUAAUAUAAUUAUCUAAUAAUAAUAAGUUGGCUAUCUAAAAUGGGUCUAUCGAAAAAUCUAUACAUUUCUCUAUCUAUCUAUCUAGUAUCUCUGUAUCGGCCUAUCUGCUUAUCUUAAUAUCUGUUUUUGAUUGAUAUUAGAUUAUCUAUCAGCCGACUUAGUUCUCUAUUGAUCCAUCUGUCUAUCCACUCGUCUUUUGUCCUCCAUAUACAUAUAUAUUCAUCUGUCUAUAUUUCUAAUUGUUUAUGAAUCCAACUGGAUAUCCGGCUUAUCUAUCUUAUUUUCUAUUUAAUCUUCUAUCCAUAGAAUUAUCUAUCUAGCAUAUAUCUACCUUUUGUUUCUUCUAUCAUUCCAAUUAUAUCUUAGUACCUAUACUUAUUACCUAUCCUUAUAUCCUUAGGACCUAUAUGAAUAUAUAGGUACCUAUAUGAAUAUUUCAAUAUUCUAUAUAUCGAUACAUCUAUCGUGAUUUCUAAUUAUCUUUCAAUGAAACUCGCUAACUAUCUUGGUUUCUAUCCAUACUCUAUUUAUUUAUCCAUCUAUAUUUCUGUAUCUUUUCCUCAUGGACUAUAAAGCCUACAAUUCACAUAUUUCCUUGCUUACUUCUGCUUUCUAUUUCAUAUAUCUAUAUUCCGUCGAUUCAACCAUCAAGCUGUAUUAUUUUCUAUUCAUCUUUAAAUCUUCUUUAUAUCUGUCUACUAUAUAUAUUUCUAUUUAACUUCUAUCACCUUAGUACCUAUAGACCUGUCUAGUUUUCCUAUCUUCAUAUCUUCUGUCUAUCUGUCUCCUUUAGACAACUUUACGGUUCGAAAUUCUGGAACUGGAAGGUUGUUUCAAUUUAGCGAGCGAUCACUGUAUGUGGUAGUGCUGUUGUUGACUCAAUAUGUAUGUUUGUGUGUAACUGGAUAGCAGUGUUUCCAUUCUUGAUACACUAUUGUUGUUGCUGUUGGCAUUACCAUUUCCAUUAUUAUCAUAAUGCGACUGUUGUUCGCUUUUGCCUUGCCCCCGACUCGUUUAGUUCCGAUUUUGGUUGAUGUUACGUAUUCCAAUUUUCUUGUUUUGCGGUUAAAGAGUUCACACACACGCACACACCGCUGUGCACUUAUAUCUAAGGUGGUUUUGGUGGUUUUGCAAGCGAACCGCAGAUGGUGGUGCCGAGAUGCCAGCACGCUCCUGCAAUGCCUACUUAGAUGCGUGCGCUUCGCUUGUUGUUGCUGGACCAUACAUAUGUAUUAAAUUUAAUCAAUUUUGAUUGAUGUGUGCGUCGAUGCAGCAACCACAGUGCCAACGACAUCGACAGCGACAACCUCAACCACACUUCGACAACAAACCCAAAAGAAAAGAAGCACGAUUCUCUUGAGCCACGCCGAAUCGCCGAUGCGCUGGUAACAAUAUUUCGUAAAGUGUUAAAGCUGUUUUACGAUAGAUGUCUAUAAUCUAUUUUUCGAUAUGUCAUGCAAUUAGAAAAGUAUUGAACAAAGGAUUUGAAUCCUUACCGAGAGGAAGGUUAGGGAAGUGUUUAAGGCAGAAGAAAAGUUUGAAGAGUACUCGCUUCUCUCUUCCCUCUCUCUCGCUCUUUCUCUCUCUUGCGUUCACAUUUCGUCUUUUUCCUUACUUUCUUCGUAUAUUUUCGUCUUUAUUCUUCCAUCUCACUCCCUCUUUAUCUCCAUUUUACUCAGUCUCUUCCGAUCUAUCGACAUUGCAGCAAUAAAAUCUUCUCUCGCUAGAUCUCUCUAUCUUUGUAGAAAAUGAAAAGAGGGCAGACUCUCUAAUAUUUUUUCCUCUUGAUCCAAUGGAAGAAAAUAAUUAGACUUAUCUCUAAUUCGAAAGGUUCAAUGAGUAUCUAAGACAUACCCAUAAGGUCUUAGAAUUUCUCAAAGCUACAAAUUUGAUGUAUAUGCUUCUCAGUUGCUCUUCACCUUGCAUAUCUUGAAAUGUAUAAUUUGGUAUAGUCAUUGCUUUCGAAGACCAAAUUCUCUGCCGACACUUAAAAACUACAUUUGAAAGGGUAUUCAAAAGGCUGUUAUAGUCACAUCGACGCAAAUACAAGUUGGAUUGUCGGUGGGUCGUUUGGUGGGUCAAUUGUGGUUGGCUAAGGCGCGAACAGGUUCGCAAAUGCGCAGAAUUCAAUCAAACCGAAUACAGCAACAAGUAAAAAGCGACAGGCAACAAGAAACAAGAAACACGCAACAAGCGACAGGCGACAAGCGACAGCAACAAGCAUUGAUUCAUAGAUUUUUGGGUAUUUCUGUGCAGUUGUUGUGCCCGGUUGAGACAGUGCGUCUGAUGCGUAAGUGGACGUCGCGUGGACGCCCGUCACAUGUCGUGUAAAAUGUCCGUGUGCGCACUCGCACGCCCGCCCGCAGCAGCCGCCGUAAGCAGUGCGAAUAACGUGAACGGACAAACAGUUGCAGCGACGUCGCCAGCGACGACGCCAACGACACCGCCAACGCCGCCGCCGUCGCCGCAGGUGCGCAUCUACGAGGACUUUGACAGGAUGAGCGCCAAGGAGGUGUACUACAAUGAGGCGGGCAAGAAGGUGACGGUCAAGUUGCUCCACUUCCCGGACGUUCUGCCCGAGGACAUAGCCAAGCUGCGCUUCGAUGACGAGGACGAUCAGAAUGCCGACGAUGCCGACGUGGACGACGACGAUGGCGUCGAUAGCGAUGCAGGUCGCUCUGCCAAUAGCAGCCACAGCACUGGCGCCGGCAUCGGCAUCAGCAAGACGCCGCCCACCGCUGACAGCGACGAUGGCGACAGCGAGACCGAGAAGCCUGACCUGGAUGGCAGCGGCAGUGGCAAUGCCACAGCCACCGGCGCCAUCAAGAAGACCUUCCGGCGCAAGCUGUCCGGCAACAAUAUGCAGCCGCGCAAGUGCAGCCUGGCGUUUGCCCAGGCGCAUGGCAUCAAGCAGCGCGCCGAGAAGAAACUGUCGAUGCCCACCAUCAGCAUCACAGCCAAUCCGGGCGAGCAUGUCAGCCUGGCGGGCGGGCGCAAGCUCUCGCAACAGCACUCGCUGCCCAUGACGAUGAUGACGCCGCCACGUCGCAGUCAUUCGCCGCUGGGCCAGAGUCUCUGCCCCGGCUACAUACAGUACUCCAAGUCGCUGCUGGAGGUGCCCAUGCCAAGGGAUUAUGGCUACGCCAGCAGCGAUGAUCUGAGCUCUGAGUGGGACUCGGAUGUAUCCACAUCGGCGGCCUCGUCCGCAACUGCAUCGGGCUCUGGCUCGGGCGCUACGGGUGCAACGUCAGCAAGCGGCACGAAGAAGAGCUCUGGCUGGCGGAAAAUACGAAACAUCGUGCAAUGGACGCCCUUCUUUCAGACGUACAAGAAGCAGCGCUAUCCAUGGGUACAGCUGGCCGGCCAUCAGGGCAACUUCAAGGCGGGUCCCGAGCCGGGCACCGUCCUCAAGAAGCUCUGCCCCAAGGAGGAGGAAUGCUUCCAGGUGCUCAUGCAGGAUGUCUUGCGUCCAUAUGUGCCCGUCUACAAGGGUCAGGUGACCAGCGAGGAUGGCGAACUUUAUCUGCAGCUGCAAGAUCUGCUCAGUGACUAUGUGCAGCCGUGCGUCAUGGAUUGCAAAGUGGGUGUGCGCACCUACCUGGAGGAGGAGCUGUCCAAGGCCAAGGAGAAGCCCAAGCUGCGCAAGGACAUGUACGACAAGAUGAUACAAAUAGAUGCCCAGGCGCCCAAUGCCGAGGAGCACGCGGCCAAGGCGGUGACCAAGCCACGCUACAUGGUCUGGCGCGAGACCAUCUCGAGCACUGCAACGUUGGGCUUUCGCAUUGAGGGCAUCAAGAAGAGCGAUGGCACCAGUUCCAAAGAUUUCAAGACGACCAAGUCACGCGAACAAAUCAAACUGGCCUUCAGCGAGUUCCUCAGCGGCCAUCCACAUAUUCUGCCACGAUAUAUACAACGCUUACGGGCCAUACGGGCCACCUUGGCCGUCUCAGAGUUUUUCCAAACUCACGAGGUCAUUGGCAGCUCGCUGCUGUUCGUGCACGAUCAGACGCACGCCAGCGUUUGGCUAAUUGACUUUGCCAAGACGGUGGCGCUGCCGCCUCAUAUGAGGAUCGACCAUUAUUCGGCCUGGAAGGUGGGCAAUCAUGAGGAUGGCUAUUUGAUUGGCAUCAACAAUCUCAUUGAUAUAUUCGUCGAGCUGCAGGCGGCCAAUGAAAUGGAGUCUGCAGCGGACGCUACUUCGGGCUCUGGUUCCGGCUCCGGCUCGGGUUCCGGUUCAGCGUCGGGCUCCGGUUCGGUUUCACCAGCGCCCGCCUGCAGCGGUCAGGAGGAGGAGCCCAGUAAAAUGUAAAGGGCACAGCAAGAAAACAAUCUAACAUAAUAUAUAUACACUCAUAUAUAUAUUUAUAUAGAACUAUUUAGCUUACGAUUACACUGAAGCGUUCCAUGGGGCUGCGCCCCGCCAAGGACAUUUCCUAGCACAUUCCACAGAAAUGUGUUAAAACAAAACAAAACAAAAAAUCAAAUAUCAAAAAAUAUCAAUUAACCAUAAUCCAAACUUAGUUUUAUGCAUAUAUGUAUAUGUAUGUACCUUUUUUUUUUUUUUUUUCUCUCUCUCUCUCUUUAACCCGUUAAGUUUAAAAUCAAAGACUGAACAACAUUAUGCGUAUACCCAAUAUAUACAUAUAUAGAUAUAUAUAUUUUUAUAUAUAGAUAUAUAUGUAUGUAUGGAUAUAUACAUAU
Drosophila mojavensis is the source of this 5236-nucleotide messenger RNA. RefSeq names its product inositol-trisphosphate 3-kinase B (gene IP3K2). Lineage: Eukaryota; Metazoa; Arthropoda; Insecta; Diptera; Drosophilidae. Gene Ontology annotation, biological process: inositol phosphate biosynthetic process. The coding region runs from base 2856 to 4844 and encodes 662 amino acids. Gene Ontology annotation, molecular function: inositol-1,4,5-trisphosphate 3-kinase activity; inositol tetrakisphosphate kinase activity. Gene Ontology annotation, cellular component: cytoplasm; nucleus. The transcript is spliced from 5 exons. The record is from RefSeq and is a predicted model, not a curated record.